AUGAAGGGCACCCCGGCCAUGCCCCAGUGCGGCUUCAGCGCCCGAUCCGUGGGCAUGCUGCGCGAGACGGGUGUCGCCUUCGAUGCGGUGAACGUCUUGGACGACGAGAACAACCCCGGCAUUCGAGAAGCAGUCAAGGAGUUCAGCAAUUGGCCGACGAUCCCCCAGCUCUUCGUGCGGGGCGAGCUCAUUGGAGGGGCAGACAUCAUCGCCGAGAUGCACACGUCUGGGCAGCUGGUCGAGACACUCAAGAGCGCCACGGUCGGGACGCCCCCGCGGCGCCGUGAGGAGGCGGCCCCCGCGGCGGCCGACAUCCCGCGAGGCGAAGUCCUCCUCGUCGACGACCCGAACAACCGGCCUACGGCGACGCUGAUCUCCAACAUUGUCAGGUCGAAGUUCGAUCUGUGGGCCUUCAGCCUGCAGGACGACUCCUCCUCGCACGAGGGCGACGCGGGCGCCCUGGAGAUGGGGCUCACCAGUGAGAGCCAUUUCAAUCUGCAGCUCGUCGCCCCCGAGUUCGAAGGCCUCACGCCCCUGCAGAGGCAGCAGAAAGUUUUCGACGCCCUGAACGAGAAGGACGUGAUGAAGCGGGUCCACGCCCUGUCGCUGGUCACCCGCACGCCCGCGGAGAUGGCCCGGCUCCAGGCGGCGUGA
Prorocentrum cordatum is the source of this 654-nucleotide messenger RNA. The record is from the annotation of a GenBank genome assembly. Lineage: Eukaryota; Dinophyceae; Prorocentrales; Prorocentraceae.